This is a messenger RNA of Actinia tenebrosa (Australian red waratah sea anemone), 4407 nucleotides long. RefSeq names its product inner nuclear membrane protein Man1. Gene Ontology annotation, biological process: negative regulation of BMP signaling pathway; nuclear envelope organization. Gene Ontology annotation, molecular function: chromatin DNA binding. The record is from RefSeq and is a predicted model, not a curated record. Lineage: Eukaryota; Metazoa; Cnidaria; Anthozoa; Actiniaria; Actiniidae.
UUUCCAACAUGGCGGCCAACAACACGAUCACAGACGAUGAUCUUAGGGCUCAAUUACUAGAGCUGGGAGAAACUGUUGGACCUGUUACUGCUACUACACGACCUCUGCUCCUUCGUAAACUGAAAAAGCUUCAAACCGAAGGGACCGCUCGAACUAAAAGUGGUAAAAAGGACUCUAGACGAAAGAGCACUCYGGCUUCUCCGAGAACCAGACGAAGUCCUUCGAGAAAACUGAUCGGGUUUUCAAGUGAUGAAGAAACCGAAGAUACCAGCUUCAAAACAAAGAGAAGACAGUCAGGGAGUAGGAGAAGCGUAAAACAAGAAGAUGAGUCCUUGCAGGAUAACGUGGAUGGAGAUAGUGAAGCGUUAGGAAGAGUGCAAAGGGGCGACAGAGAACGCGAGAAUCCCACCAUUCAAAGUUUCAGCUCACUYAACGAAUCCAAUAUUACUGAUGAUUUAUCCGACUCCGAGAGAAGUGCAUACGCUGGCCCUUUUCAAARAGGAACCUUUCGAUUUCGUUCUUUCCGGAGAAAAAGAGACAGUCCUGAGAGCUCCAAGAGCAGAGUUCAAAAGGAAAACGUUCCUGAUCCAGAUGAGAAAUCUUUUGACCAUGACACGGGUCAAGAUAGCACAGAUGGACGCUACAAAUAUAAUGAGCAGAAACUGUCCAGACCUUCUUUUGUAAAUUCUUUAAUUCUGAUUAUAGUUGUACUUUGUAUAGCUUUACUUCUGGCCUAUUACUUGGAAUACUUUCCACCCAACUCAAAAUGGAUUACAUCAACGACGCAAGAUUCUCUUCCUUUUUGUGAAAACGGCUUUUCGAAUAAAAGCUGCAUAACUGAAAGCCAAGCCAGCAAUAUCUAUGCUCUGUAUCUUUUUCRUAAUUUGUCUAAAAAAGCAGGCCGUUUUGCAUGUGACGAGCAAGAGGCAGAUGAAGCAAGAAAUAUUUCUGUACAAGAAUUAAAAGCAAAAAUAACUGAAGACCAUCCAAACUGGUCAGAUGCUGCUGUAAAAAAUGCUCAUGAAUUAACUUUAGAAUUUCUAGUUAAGAGUUUUGAUGAUUAYGGUAUUAGGACAUAUGAUAAAGAAAAUAAGGAAACAAAUGAAACUAGUCAAAUCAAAUGGUUGGAUUCUGCCAAGCCCAACAAAUCUCUUCUAUGCCGAAUAAAACAGUCAAUAAAUAAGAUACUGACUGCUCUAGUCAUUGUUUUAUGUGUUGUGGCAGUGGUUGUUGGUUUUUACUUCAUGGUUCGCAGGCGUUGGCGGAAAGAAGAAGAAGAUACUCAUAAGAUGUACAAAUUUGUGGAAAAUAUAAUAGAUAUUUUACGCAAGCAUCACGAGGCAUGCAAGACAGACAAGGAACUUCCUCCUUAUCUUCCUAUUCCACAUGUUAGAGAUAUGCUGAUCAAACCUCCCGAGAGACAAGCACUGUCAAAUGUUUGGAACCGUGCCGUGAGAUUCCUGAGUGCUAAUGAGUCUCGUAUACGUGUUGAAAGCCAGAGAAUUGCUGGUGAAGACUUUGAAGUCUGGAGGUGGAUUCACGUAACAUCUCCUAAACACCAUGGUCACAAGAUGGCUAUACCUGAAUCAAAGAAACCUAAGUGUUGGCAAGGACAAGCAUUUGAGAAUUUCCAGUGGGCUGUUAAUCCACCAAUAAUAAGCCCCACCCCCUGCCUGAAGAUAAGGAACAUGUUUGAUCCUGAUGUUGAGAUGGAGGAGCAUUGGCAUGUGUUCAUUCAGGAUGCCAUAUUAGAAAAGUGUAUUGAUGCAGGUGCUAACAUAGUGCAUAUUGCUGUCGACAAGAGUUCUAGUGAGGGCUGUGUUUAUGUGAAAUGUGACUCACACCACUCUGCUGGUGUUGCUUUUAAGAGCCUUCAUGGUUCCUGGUUUGAUGGUCGACUUGUUGCUGUAAAAUACCUCACCCUGAGAAGGUACCACCAAAGGUUCCCUAGGGCUCUUACAGCAACAGGGGCCCUGAAACCUUCUGGCACAAGCCCCUCAUCAUUAGUGACCCUGGACCCUGAGGAUAACAUGGAGAUCAAUGACUCGGAUACAGAGGUCUGAAAGCAGUGUGAUGUUAUAGGUAUUUGAGUUGCUGAUUUUUCUCUUCAAAAUUCAAAAACGUGUAUUAUCAUGUUUUUAGAAAAUAAUCAUUUGAAGUUCGACAUUUCUAUCAAAAAAUAUUCAGCCACUGAGUUCAUAGAUUAUGUUUUCCUUGGUUGCUGUUGGCAAUAUCAUAAGUAUCCUGAAGUUAGCAACGAUUGAGUUAUCCAGGGUUGAAUUCCAGCAAGCAUUGAACCAUAAUUGCCUUUGUUUCUUUUUUCUAACUGAUUUUGAAGAUUUAGGAAAAUGAAGCCAAURCUGUUUUGAAUCGCAGUUUACAUAACCAGCUGAAUUGACCUCGUUCCUAGAAAGGAAUUAUGUUAGGUUUUGCUCCAUGACGUGCURGCAGUUAUGAUAUAGUUUCCUAAGCAGGGGCUAUUAGUGUGGUCACGCAACGCUCACUCGUGACGACACUAAUAGGGGCUGCGUAGAAGACUAGUUAUGUUAUAGAUGGCAGAACAAUAAAAUCACUUUGCACUUGGAAAUUGAAUUCUUGUUGAAUUCAUGUAAAACAAUUGUAUCGUUCCUGCAAUCUAACUUGGCUGCCGUCACGUGAUGGUGCAAAACCUCUAUAAAAUGUCUAUACAUUUCAGUCCGUGCUUAAAAAGUUUUUCAWCUUAAAUACCAGUAAAUAAUCACGAAGCCUAUUAGAGCUUACUUAUAUCAAAACAUUCAAAGUAAGUUUCUUAUUUGUAAAAAAAUAAUGAUACUUUAGUGUAUAAAAGUUUGUAGAUCGACUAAAACAGAUCUAAUAAAUAAUACUUACAUGUAUCCAUUUGUCUCACGAUCGAGGGUCAUCAGUUAUGAAAAGGAGCUAGUCUUCAUCAGGUGAUGGUGAAGACAGGACCAGUGUGUCUGUUAUAUACCGUUAGUCAGAACAUCAGUGUUGUGAUUGAUGAUUUGACAAGCUGUGAUGAAGACUAGCAGCUUUGCAGUCAAAAGAUCACGGUCCUUUCUACAAAGGACCCUAAAUCGUGAGACAAAUGGAUAAGUAUCAUUUAUUACGUUUCCAGAAUAAAUAAUAUUGUUCAUUCUAUAGAGCAGAUCUAUCGUAAGUGGGGAAGCAUAGACCUUUUCUGAGUUCGAUAAACAUCRUGCAUUGUGGUCUAUCUUGGGUACAAAUAUAUUUUGUUCAUCAUGCUUUAUAUGGUGUUGUUUGURCCSAARCUAGACCACAAUGCAUCAUGUUUAUCGAACUCAGAAAAGGCCUAUGGCGGAGUGCUGUGUGCCAAUAAAAAAUACAUGUAAAUACAURCACAUUGUUUAGUAAACUAGGCAUCACAAGCCUCCCCCUCUGUAUCGAAUAUGUUCUGCUGUAAGUGUCCUGUUGCUCUGUCUAGUCAUCAUCGUCAUCUUCAUACCACUAUUAUCAUCAUCAUCUCAAUCCAAGACGAUGGUCAUUCAAAAGGUCUACCCAAACAUAAGAAUUCUUUAAAUUGAGAUUAGAUUAGUUGACAUUAUACUUUUUCUCAGUUAGUUUAUGURUUUUUUAUUUUUGGCUUAUAAAAUGUGUAACUGCAUUACGUUCUUUACCGAUUAACACCCUAAUUAAGAUACUUUUAUUCUAAAUUAAAACUCAAGUUAUGAAGGAUUUUUCAUGCAACUUGCGUCGCCAAAGAAAGAUACAAGAAAAGGAAGCUAAAAGAAUGUCUCUUGUGCUACGAAUUUUUGAAAUUUAUAGUUUGAAAACAGAUUUUUGGUUUCUACUUUUUCAACAAAUGUAUCUAAAUUGCACUAUGAAAUAAGGUGUAACGUCAAGAGAAAAAUAAUGGGCAGUUCAUUUUCUCUUGGUAACAUGCACACGUGCAUAGGUUUGUCGCGAGGAAAGUUGCACGAAAGAGCACUACACAUUAAUUUAAGUGAUCCUUGGAUCUUAAUGCUUUUUAAUUUUUGUUAUUAUUUUGUUUGCCAUUGUUGCAAGUGUAACUAAGACUUAUUGAUCGUAUUGUCAAAUUAUUUUACCGAUCUUUUUUAAUAUUAACCCAUUGUAAAAAGUUGCUUUGCCAUUUGUUGUUAUUGAGUCUGUAAUGUCAACUCUAUGGAGUAUACACUGCAUAUCCGAGGAAAACUUUGUAAGAAAUUGCACAAAUUAGUAAGUUCAGUAGACCUUAGACCUACAAAAUUUUGCACUAAUUUGUACAAUUUUGUUAGUAACUUUUUCACGGUUUUAUAGUAUGCACUCUUUCCGUGAAACAACUAUAGAACUAGCACUAGUUAGUACUAUGUAGCAACGAUGAAACGAUAGAGUGUUCUAUUUUGUACUAGAUACUGUUAGUGCAAAAUAUAUCCAGUACUUUUUCAUAGA